AUGGCGAGACUGAUUCCUUUGACUGAUCCUGAUGGGCCGGGCUUCGACAUCGGUAACGGGCUGUACAUAGGGCGAAAGGAGACGUGCCAAAUCCGAAUCAGCGGGCCAACUGUUAGCGCCGUUCAGUGCGAAGUGCGAUGGGUUGCUCAGCUUGAAGCCUUCCAGGUUAUCGACCGAAGUUCCAACGGGACCUUCCUGAAUGGCCAGCUGAUGGAGAAGGAUCAGGUAGCACAGCUACGCCAUGGCGACGUGGUGCAGCUCACCAGGCGCUGGCUACAAAGCCCGGGCUUGCAGUUCAGGUUCGAUGCCACAAAGCCCAUGAUCGCAGCAACGGGCAUGGCUGAGGGUUGUCCAGCAGAUGCGGAUGCACCUUGUAAAGCAGACGCAGCACACGUGAUGGACGCCGCCUCUGAGCCACAGCGGGAGGUCGCUUGCGAGCUGGUUGCAAGGCUGCAGCGAAGCUUUGAGGAGGUGCGGAGUCGAGCGGCAUCCUUGUCUCAUCAGUUGGCUGCUCUGCAAGAGGAUCUGUCUGUGUCUAAGCCACCACCCAGCGAAGCGAACGCUGCAAACACCACGUUCGAUGUGGGCCCUCUCACGGAAGAGUUCCGAAGAGCGCAGGAGAGGCAGCGGGACGAGGCCAAGUUUCGUGCUGAGGAGGCGGCUGACGAUGCGGAGGUGGCAGCAAAGGACAGGCAGGAACUCGAGGAGCAAAUUCACAAAGCUCUGCAGCAACAUGCCGAACUUCGGGGUGUGCUUGGUGCACAGGGCGAGAUGGUUUCAGAAUGUAAGGACCAGCAGAGGAAGCUCCAGCAUGAAAUGCAAGCCUUGAUAUGCUCUCGCCAGAACAUCCGUCAGGACACUGCAAGAUUCCGAGAGAAUACAGCUGCGGCGCUGGCUGUUCGAUCCCGCGUUCAGCAGCUGGUGACAGAGCAGAUUUCCGGCACAGAAAAGCUGAGGCUGCAUCUGGAGAGCUCUGUAUCUGAAAUUCAGUCCGACUCUACGAUUCUGGCACGGUCCAUUCCCAAAGACCGAAGCUCUACACUGACAGAAGGCCAGGUAAGAGCCAAGCGACCUCGCCCCACAGCCAAGAGCUGUGAAGUCCCGCCUACUUCAAAGAGAAGCCUCGAGGAUGCAGUUUCUUCUUCUGAUCCGUUUUGGUGGAGCGUCCUGACGGCAAUCAUUGAAGGCGUUGCCGAUGCCGAGCCAACACACAAUGAUGCCAGCGGUGCUCCAGCAAGCACUCAAAAGCAGCUCCUUUGCAGGGAUGUGCUCGUCAGGAGGGCAGGUGGCAGAUGUAACAUGAUGCAUCUGGCGGAAGUAAUUGGGCGAGGCUUGCAGGUGGGUGAAGGAGGAGCUGAGGAGCGAAUAACGCCCGCCAUGGCUGUGCGCGACUUGCCCACGUUAACUAGCUUCUUGGACGAGUACGAUGCCAAUGUGGUGGAUGGGACGGGCCAGACGGUUCUUCACUGGGCCGCCUCUGCGGGCAAGCCAGAGGCCAUCGACUACACUUUGGAUCAAGGUGCGCACGUCGAUAAGUUGGACCGGGAUGGCCGGUCGCCCCUGCACAUCGCAGCCCUGAGCGGGCACAUGGAAGCAGUCCAGCAGCUGCUGAAUCGCCGAGCCGACCCCACGGUGGGCGAUGGUUCUGGCUCGACGCCCCUGCAUCGCGCCGCCCUUGCUGGUGCUGCAGGCUGCGUGGCUGCCCUGGCCCAAUCUGCGAGUGUCCCAGCUGCUGGGGCCCCGGAGCAUCUAGACGUGACCCAGCAACGCACUGGUGGCACAGCGCUGCACGCAGCAGCAUACCUUGGCCAUAUCAAGGUCAUUGAGGAGCUCCUCCGUGCCGGUGCUUCACCUUGCGCCCGUGACCAUCGCGGCCGUUUGCCCUUGGACCGCUGGGUUGAGGAGGACCACGACGAGGUGGCGAAGAUAGCGGAGGAACCUCCAGUGGUGGAUGACGCGAAUCGCAAAGCUGUCGUGUCUCUGCUGUGGACGGCCAGUCGAGCCUGCAAGGGCAGGAACAAGGAGGAGCAUGGGUUCCACGAGCUCUGA
Molecule: messenger RNA, 2049 nt
Organism: Symbiodinium natans
Lineage: Eukaryota; Dinophyceae; Suessiales; Symbiodiniaceae
Source: the annotation of a GenBank genome assembly